AUGUGUGACGAAGGCACCAUCCGGGACUGUGAGCCCACCACCUUACGGCUUCCUUUCAACAGCUACCAUAUCAACUUGCCUCUAUAUAUUCUGGACAUGGUGCGCAUCUUUCAAGACCAUCCCAAGUAUAGCCAGGGAAUUCAUGAGGAGCACAUCCUAGAGAUGCUAGAAAAGGAACCCUUUGCCUGCGGCGAUCUGGAAUCGCAAGUGAAGACCGCUCUGCUGGAUCUCACGGCCAAGGGAUUCAUACGCUUCAUUUCCAAUGGCUACCGCACCUUGGGACCCAUUGCCAAGCUCUCCAAUGCCCGUUCUGUGCGUCACUUCAACAUGACAUGGCAGCGCAUUGCCGAAUUGCAGAAGGUCAAUUGUCCGAGCCUGGAGCCGGGAUCGAUCUCCAGCGGUCCCUGUACCCAGCGUGGAUCCAACUACUGAAGUCU
This is a messenger RNA of Drosophila takahashii, 437 nucleotides long. RefSeq lists its product as uncharacterized. NCBI's taxonomy places the organism in Eukaryota, Metazoa, Arthropoda, Insecta, Diptera, Drosophilidae. The record is from RefSeq and is a predicted model, not a curated record.